Macadamia integrifolia is the source of this 651-nucleotide messenger RNA. RefSeq names its product TIR-only protein-like. Bases 1 to 651 code for a protein of 216 amino acids. The transcript has 3 exons. The record is from RefSeq and is a predicted model, not a curated record. Lineage: Eukaryota; Viridiplantae; Streptophyta; Magnoliopsida; Proteales; Proteaceae. Gene Ontology annotation, biological process: signal transduction.
AUGCAUCUUUCCCUAUCCAAGUGGUUGGGUAGUAAGCUGGUUUUCGGUAGCAGAAGACAAAAAAGUACGUGCAGAAUAACUCGCAAGCCUGCCGGGCUAUGUGAUGUCUUCAUUAACCACAGAGGGAUGGACACUAAACGCAACAUCGCUGCAUUGCUUUACGAUCGUUUCGUCCAUCUGAACCUUAAUCCCUUCAUAGAUUACAAGAGCAUGAAGCCUGGCGACGAGCUCUUACAGAAUAUUGAAGCUGCUAUACGGGACUGUAAGGUUGGGGUCGUCAUCUUCUCUCCACAUUAUUGUGAUUCUCACUUUUGUCUCCAUGAAUUGGCUCUCUUGAUUGAGAAUGAGAAGGUGGUGAUUCCCAUAUUCUAUGAUGUCAAGCCUUCUGAACUUGUGCUUGUGGAUGAUGGAAGUUAUUCAGCCAAGGAGCUGCAUAGGUUUAAAUUGGCGAUUGAGCGGGCCAAGCGCAGGGUGGGCUUUCCCUUUGAUUCCUUCAACGGGGACUGGUCGGACCUACUAAAAAGAGCUUCGGACAGCGUGGUGGAAGUGUUGAUGGAAUUCGAUGCAAAAAUUGACAAGGAAGUGAAACAAAAACGAGUUGUAGUAAACAAAUGGACAAAGAUGGAAAUACAUGAUCAAUUAAUAAAGUAA